Aspergillus tubingensis is the source of this 234-nucleotide messenger RNA. RefSeq lists its product as uncharacterized. Bases 1 to 234 code for a protein of 77 amino acids. The transcript is spliced from 3 exons. The record is from RefSeq and is a predicted model, not a curated record. NCBI's taxonomy places the organism in Eukaryota, Fungi, Ascomycota, Eurotiomycetes, Eurotiales, Aspergillaceae.
AUGAAGCGAGUCACGGACCAUCAGAAAAGCAAAUCUGCCCAGUUUGUGGUGGUGCCUAUAUCAGAAGAGACGUUCUACGUCGCCAUCUUCAACGAUGCGGGCCCAAGGGAGAUUACCAACCUCCCACUCAAGGAAAGCCAGGGAGAAAGCGAAAGUCCUGUAACGCCUGCGCUACAGCGCGAGUAUUCUGUGACGGAGAGGUUCCUUGCGAAUCCUGCUUACAAAAGGGUCUGA